This is a messenger RNA of Antrostomus carolinensis (chuck-will's-widow), 528 nucleotides long. It is a transcript of the gene MLX, whose product is annotated as MAX dimerization protein MLX. The record is from RefSeq and is a predicted model, not a curated record. The annotation marks the transcript as partial. Gene Ontology annotation, molecular function: protein dimerization activity; RNA polymerase II cis-regulatory region sequence-specific DNA binding; DNA-binding transcription factor activity, RNA polymerase II-specific. Gene Ontology annotation, biological process: regulation of transcription by RNA polymerase II. The transcript is spliced from 5 exons. Lineage: Eukaryota; Metazoa; Chordata; Aves; Caprimulgiformes; Caprimulgidae. Gene Ontology annotation, cellular component: nucleus.
AUCCAGGCCGAGCAGAAGAGGCGAGACGCCAUCAAGAAAGGCUACGACGACCUGCAGGCCAUCGUUCCCACCUGUGAGCAGCAGGACUUCUCCAUUGGCUCCCAGAAACUGAGCAAGGCCAUCGUGCUGCAGAAGACCAUCGACUACAUCCAGUUCCUGCACAAGGAAAAGAAGAAGCAAGAGGAGGAAGUUUCUACGCUCAGGAAAGACGUGAUGGCCUUGAAGAUCAUGAAAGUGAACUAUGAGCAGAUUGUGAAAGCUCAUCAGGACAACCCGAACGAGGGGAAGGACCAGGUCUCUGACGAGCUGAAGUUCAAUGUUUUCCAAGGCAUCAUGGAUUCCCUGUUCCAGUCCUUUAACGCCUCCAUCUCAGUAACGAGUUUCCAGGAGCUCUCAGCUUGUCUCUCCCACUCCAGCUGCUGGACUGGGACGGGCUGUUCCUCUGCUGACCCUGUCUCCUCUCUUCCCCAGACGCUGCGGGACAUUGUCAUCGGGGUCCUGCACCAAAUGAAGAGUCAGCUCUACUGA